Molecule: messenger RNA, 1030 nt
Organism: Galeopterus variegatus (Sunda flying lemur)
Lineage: Eukaryota; Metazoa; Chordata; Mammalia; Dermoptera; Cynocephalidae
Gene: RPP25L
Product: ribonuclease P/MRP 25kDa subunit-like
Exons: 2
Coding region: 218-709 (163 amino acids)
Biological process (GO): tRNA 5'-leader removal
Cellular component (GO): ribonuclease MRP complex
Molecular function (GO): RNA binding
Source: RefSeq, a predicted model, not a curated record
GCGCUUGGGGAUGGGGGGAGAGGGGACGCCUGCUCCUUGGCGGCAGUGUCCGGCAGGACCCUGGGAGCGGCCCGUGGCGAUGGAGACGGCCGAAGCCGUCCAGGAGUAGCCCAAGCAGUCCUCCACGUCAAGCUCGGCUCCCAAGUUUCUGAGUGACCUGGGUUGAUACGGAUCGACCCAGUGAGCAGUGAGAUUCACAGAAAGGACAGCAAGCAGGAUGGAGCACUACCGGAAAGCUGGCUCUGUAGAGCUCCCAGCACCUUCCCCAAUGCCCCAGCUUCCUCCUGAUACCCUGGAGAUGAGGGUCCGCGAUGGCAGCAAAAUUCGCAACCUGCUGGGGCUGGCGCUGGGUCGGUUGGAGGGUGGUAGCGCGCGGCAUGUGGUGUUCUCAGGGUCUGGCCGGGCUGCUGGGAAGGCUGUCAGCUGUGCUGAGAUUGUCAAGCGUCGGGUCCCAGGCCUGCACCAGCUCACCAAGCUGCAUUUCCUGCAGACCGAGGACAGCUGGGUCCCAUCCUCACCUGACACAGGCCUAGACCCCCUCACAGUACGCCGCCAUGUACCUGCAGUGUGGGUACUGCUCAGUCGGGACCCCUUGGACACCAGUGAGUGUGGAUACCAGCCCCCAGGGGCACCCCCUGGCCUGGGCUCCAUUCCUAGCUCCAGCUGUGGCCCCCGACCCCGAAGAAGGGCUCGAGACACCCGGUCCUGAAGACUUGCUGAGCCAGGAUGUUCUUCAGGCCUGAAUGUCUGGGAUGGCUGUGCCUUCUCUGAAGAAGUCCCCAUGAUUGCUUUCAACAUCCCCAGCAAGACUUGAAUCCAUAAAAGUGGGCCUCCCAGUCCUGCUUCUCUCUGGCAUGUGAGAAGGGACUGCUAUGAAAAGUAAUAUGUGUGGGGUCUCUGCUGGGUUCCGGAUUGCUCAAGAAGGGCUUACUCUGCCUUCCACCUGCAGUGCAUCUAUCUGAUUUACCUUCUGACGGAGGUCCAGGGAGGGAGUUAGGAAAUAAAGGUUCCUGCCCAUUUGUCUGAUGAA